AUGUCAGUUAUUGAAAGGGAUAUCACGACAGAAGAGGCUAACACCUUCGUCCGGUCUGUUGCACACCGACUAGAGAUGUAUUCCAUAGCCGAACAGAUCCAUUUCGCAAAAAGUCCCUUUGCCAAUCAAUGCGCGCAAAAUCUUCCAAAGUGUUGUAUUCAUCUUAAGAGAGCCUUUAUUGAGCUGAUGGUGCUGCGAAGUAGCAUUGCUGAGUGUUCUAUAUCCAAGGAGACUGCGUUUGACGAUCUGAUUCCAUUUUUGGACAGCUCUGACCCUAGCAUUAAGAUACCGAUAUUCGCGCUCUCUGACAUGCCCCAUCUUAGCAGCCACGAGGACAUUAGAGUCGGUAUUUCAAUGAUUAUGCGAUCUAUAAUCCAAAAUUCCUCUGCAACUGGACUGAGGGAUUCGGCGCUUUUCUUAGAAUACAAUCGAACACUCUACCCGAGACUUCAGAUUCCUGUGCCAAUAGUUGGGCGUGAUGUUCAACCUAGACGGUCUUCUACCACAAGCCUGCCCUUCAUCUUUGGGCGGUUGCUUGCACUCUCUCUAGCGUUUAAUGUACAGGUGCCGGACGUCCUUCCAGACGAUCUGUUUGCUGCCCUCUGUGGAGGGCGGUAUUUUCUAAAAGAAACUCUCUCUAUUUUCUCCAAUGGCCUUGAACUUAGCGCUGGAAAGCAGCAAAGCUCAACGAUGAGGCCACUGUAUAAGCUAUCACCGAUAAUCGUCCAUCAAGCGUUACGCGUACAGCCUAGUGAGCUAUCCCAAAAUGAAAAUGACUUCUACCAAAAGCAUCUCUUAGAUGUAGUGCGCGAUGACGUCGUAUCUCUUGCAAACAUUUCUAACACAAUCAGUUCUUCAUCCAUCGAUAUCCAGCUAAGCACUGAAGACAUACUCUCAGCGUUGCAUGGUGUUGAGGAUUUCCCUAUCACUGAAUAUAAUCAAAGGUUUAAAUUAUUUUUUAAGCUACAAUCUAAAUCCGAUGUUCUGAAAUUGAUUAGAAAAACUCAGGAUAGUAUUAGAUCCGGGGAAGCCUUUGUGGCGUUCUAUAGGGAGGUUAGGACCGGCUUCAGGACUGUCUUUACUGCACCGCUUUCCCCUGGAAGGAGCAGUAGCGAUAUUGAAAACACUAUGCAAGGUAGUGACUCUCUUAAUUCGGAUGGCCCUGUGAUGUCUCUGAUCAAUACCUCUGCACUUAAGUGGUACUGUGAAAUAGAUGCCCUUUUGGAUUCCAUGGCUCCGUCUGACCUUAAACGGUUAUUGGUCCAUCCACUUAAAAUAACACCGACUGAGCUUAGCCAGUGCAUUACCCCUCAACGGUCUAACUUACGUGUUGAACAUAGCAUUGCUUUGCAAACAACUGUUGAAUCCAUAAAGGGCCUGCUCUUUUCACUUGAAAAGGACAGUCACGAGCUGCUCAGCAAACUGGUUAUUGAAGCCACGGGAUUUCCCUAUCUCACGGGGGUUUCUAUUCAAGUUGGCGAUGGCCCGAAGCCUUACUUACUUCCUAUGGAUCUUGCGGCACACACCACAACGCAUCCAACCUGGGCUCGCCUAAUGGGGCUCGCUUAA
Molecule: messenger RNA, 1569 nt
Organism: Giardia duodenalis
Lineage: Eukaryota; Fornicata; Diplomonadida; Hexamitidae
Exons: 1
Coding region: 1-1569 (522 amino acids)
Source: RefSeq, a predicted model, not a curated record